This is a messenger RNA of Drosophila hydei, 2003 nucleotides long. RefSeq lists its product as uncharacterized. The transcript is spliced from 7 exons. The record is from RefSeq and is a predicted model, not a curated record. The coding region runs from base 328 to 1950 and encodes 540 amino acids. Lineage: Eukaryota; Metazoa; Arthropoda; Insecta; Diptera; Drosophilidae.
CAUGAAGUUAGCUAUAUUAUAUUCGAAUAUAAAAAUACAUAUUUUAGUAAACAUUUAGGGUCGUUGAACACUUUCAAUAAUUAAUAUACAUAAUCCAUACACACAAAUAUUUUCCAAACACUUGCUAAAUAUUUGCAACGUUUGCCGAGCUCUAAGAAUGGGGAAUAAAAAUCAAAACGAAUUUAUAUCUAUGGCAACGCGGACUUAAUUAUAGUAGUUUGUUACACUGAACAGAUCCCUUGGAGUCUAAUUAAGUACACUUCACUUCAGUACUCAUUAAAGAAACUAAAUGUCCUUAUAUACACAAUUCUUAAAGCCCGAACCAUAAUGAAUCAAUUUCAAAGAACUUGCAAGGGCAGAAUUGGCAUUAUGUGGCUUGCCUUGCGGCGCCAACAAACGAUUUCUAAGUAUCCAUAUAACUUUAUAGCGGCUAUACAGAAUAAAAUCAAGCUUAUAAUUAAGAACUCAAAAGCGUUCAGUAGUCGAGGAAGAAAAGAGAAUAGAGAUUAUAAAGAAUAUUCAAAUCUAUUAAAAGGAAGAUUUCCAAGACAUGCCAAUAAGUCCAAUAAGAAGACUACAUGCAAAGUUAUAUUUGGAACUACGAGUUCUGAAACGAAGACACUCAAUCAAAAAGUUUUGAAUAAAAAGUUCUUGAGGCAUACGAAAGUUAAGAGAUCGGAAAUGAAGUCGAUCAAUGCACAGAAAUCGCACUUCGAUAAUUUAAUGCAACUUUUGAAAGUGCGGGAGAAACUACUAAUUGAUCGUACGACACAUUUAUUUUCAUUGUUUGAGGUGCAAAAGGAGCGGCUGCAGUCGAGAGGAUAUCUAAAAGAAUAUGUGAAGAUAAACAAAAAACAGGAAAGGCUGCUCUAUCAAAUGCAAGAAGAACGACAAUAUCUUAAAAGGUUAUUACAUUUCAAUGAACAAAAGCCAAUUUUACUCCAUACAAAAUCAUUACAAAAACUCCCGCAUCUGCCGAUUCAAAAAAAGCAGGAACUUUGCUAUACACAAAGUCUACCAAUCAUAAGUUCCUUCUCUUCAAAGCUAAUAGAGUUAUGCAAGCCAGAUGUGAAGCAGAAUCUUUUAAGCCAACUUAAGAGAUAUGUAAAAAAUAGCAAAUUGCCCAUAAUUCAAGCUGCUUCGGAGUUAAGAGGUGAAAGCUGUGCUGAUAACUAUGAUAAAGAUAUCAAAAGAUCUUCAAGUAAAUCCCAUUUAGAAGAAUUUAAUGAGAUAUGGCAUGUUAUUUGUGGCGAUCAGAAAUCUGCGAUGGAAGACUUUAUAUAUUUUAAGAAGUUUUUGGAAGAAAUAUUUAAAAAUGACUCUGUAAACGACCUAACACUAAAGGAUUUACCAAAUGUGGGAACCCUGCAAAUGAUGACCGAGCAGUGGCCACUCAAAACUGUGUUUGCAGCUAGAGUUGUGGCAAUUCUUAUCGAUAGAAUUAUCAUUAAGACGCAAAACUUAGACCACGUCGGCGUUUGUGAAAUUUUAAAGUCGCAUCUCAGCUGUAUUUUGGGCGCAAUUAAAAUAUUGAACCAGGAUCUUUUUGAGUUUGUUUUAUCUUCGGAUUUCUUAAGUUUUUAUGAGCGUCUGAUCAUGGACUUGACGUUUGAAAUAAUACGAGAAUAUUGGGAAGUUCCCCAGGAAGAUGCCACGCAAAUGGGUUGCUUGUUGAAAUUGUCAAAGACCAUAAGCUCUUUGCUUGGCAGACAUUUGCCCCAUGCCAGAGCUGAAAAUGCCAAAUCUUAUUCAAUUGGCAAAUUCAAAGCAGAAAGUUCUUGCGAUGAUUUCGAAAAAGUCGUAAUAAGUGAAAUUUACAACACCGACGUCAACUGGCGAAACUAUCAAUGCAAAGAACCCGAGAUACUAAAAUUGUUGAUCAAUGAAUUAGUAACUCAGCAUCUAAAGGAAAUUGUUCAAUGUGUCUUGACCGAAAGACUUAAAGAAUAAGUUUGUUUUCUUUAGUUUAAAGCUAUUUUCCAGAGUAAUUAGAUCUUUUCGAU